Messenger RNA from Sinocyclocheilus grahami, 1734 nucleotides. RefSeq names its product mucosa-associated lymphoid tissue lymphoma translocation protein 1 homolog. The coding region runs from base 321 to 1481 and encodes 386 amino acids. The record is from RefSeq and is a predicted model, not a curated record. Lineage: Eukaryota; Metazoa; Chordata; Actinopteri; Cypriniformes; Cyprinidae. The transcript is spliced from 10 exons.
GUUGAGGGCGCAUCUACAUUGAGCACAGCGGUAGUGGGAGGGCCAGUCUGUCAUCAUUACGGGAAGAAACAUUCAUUUUUCAGCCAAACUCUAUCGCAGUAUGUUGAAUAUCCACACAUCGAUACAGCUGACGCUCUGCGCUUGUUUGCAUGACGGCUUUUAGGAAGGGAGUGUGAAAUAAGUCGCAGUCAGCCGGUAUUCACAGCACACAGCAAUGAGCACUAGGACAGGUGGUAAAAUUCUGAAAUGACUGACUACCUUAAAAGUGCAGCACUAUUGCGGUCUAGGCCCUUACACACUAAAGACUAGCGCCGACAGUCAUGAGAACUGAAGUUGUUAUUCUGCAGCAGCCGAUGUCUGUGUGUGUACCACCAAACCAUGAGGUGACCUUAAGAGUUCAAGCAAUAGGCACUGGUGCAUUAAAGUAUCAGUGGUUUGAUAAACAACAGGCAGAGGUGGCAGGUGGGACAGAGCCUGAGCUCACCGUCUCUCUCCAGAGAUCUGGAAAAUAUACUUGUAGAGUGAGUGACCUGUACUGUAACUAUCAGUUCACAGAAUGGGUAAAAGUGAGAAUCCUAGAUGAAGCAGGUGUUUCUCACACAUGGAGAGGGGAACCCCAUAUUGUCAUUCACCCAAUAAGCCAAACAGUAAAACCAGGGGAGACAUUCACUCUUAAAUGCACAGUAGCUACAAAAACUGCCAAAGCAUGUGACCUCAUUCUCUGGCUGCUGUGCUCAGAUCUGGGUAAGGACCCACUGGUGCGUGGCAGGCAGGUAGUAGAGAUCAGACACACUCUGACAGAGCCACGGGCCUUGACCGAUCCGGUGCGAACAUCUGGACACACCAUGGAGCUCCACCGGCGGGAUGCUUGUUGGAAACAGGCUAAUGUUCUUCCUUGCCGAAGGUCUCUGGACUUUCAGUACUGUGGUGUUAAGGUGGAGCUGAGUUUCUCUGCCCUGUUCUCCAAUGUCCUGGUUGUGUUUGCUACAGUGAGGAACUCAAGCGCUAUGGCCCAGGACUGCACUCUGAUUCUUGAGAGUGAACCACAAAUGCAGGACAUUUUCUCAGGUUCUGGUCGAUCAGAAGAAAUGGACAGUCUGCUUGUGAACAGUGGUGAAACUCCUGACUGCACCCUCAGAUUAUGUUGCCUUCAAAGACUUCAGGGAUCUCUGGUGAUCAAAGUGACACUGCACUACACCCACACACAAACUAAAGAACGUCUCACUGAGAGCAAAGAGCUGGACAUAGGCAGGCCUCUCAUUGCCUCCUGCAAGCUGAAUCAGAUGAGGCCAGUGGACAGGAGACAAGAGAGCCGUGUCCAUACUGUGGACCACAUGUCCAACAUAAGAUAUCCUCAUCAUCAGAACCAUCCUCGACCUGGUCAGCCCUACACACGCAAGGCUGAGAACCGAUUACAGAGUUCAGCCAAAUCCACCUCCACGAGCAGCAAUGAACCAGAGGAGAAUGAUGAAAAUGACUAAUGAAUUCACUAUGUGAUGUUGCGUCCCUCUACACACACACAGUAAGGCAUUGUUUUGAUGCAACAAAGGAUUUUUCUUACAUGAAUUAUUUACUUUUUGCUUACUAAUUACCAGUUGCGAUACAGUAAAUGUGUAUGUGUGAGAGAGAGAGAGAGAGAGAGCAACAAAAGGAAGAUGUUCUCAUGCAAAUGUAGAAAUAUUUAUACAAAUUAUUUGUAAAUCAAAUUAAGUGUAAUUUUCUUAUAUAACUAAU